AUGGGAGGUUCAAAGUCCAGACCUUUACUAUGGCCACCUUCAUUUUCCUCCGUUUUCUUGCUGUUUCUCACUCUGUCAUGGACUUCCCAACCAACCCAUUUGUGUUUAGCCCAGCAGCAGCAGCAACCCAUCAAAACCAUUGUGGUUUUGGUCAUGGAAAACAGGUCCUUUGAUCAUAUGCUUGGGUGGAUGAAGAAAGCCAUUAAUCCAGCAAUCAAUGGUGUCACAGGCAAGGAAUGCAACCCUGUUUCAACCAAAAAUGCAGACCCAAAAUCCAUUUGCUUCUCAGACGAUGCUGAGUUUGUGGAUCCGGAUCCGGGUCACUCAUUUGAAGCAGUGGAGCAACAGGUAUUUGGGUCUAGUUCCCUUCCUUCAAUGACUGGUUUUGUAGAGCAAGCAUUAUCAAUGUCCCUAAAUCUCUCUGAGACAGUCAUGAAAGGCUUUAGGCCUGAAUCUGUGCCUGUUUAUGCGGCUUUAGUGCGUGAAUUUGCUGUAUUUGAUAGGUGGUUUUCUUCAAUUCCUGGCCCAACACAACCCAAUAGGCUUUUUGUGUAUUCUGCAACUUCUCAUGGCUCAACAUGCCAUGUUAAGAAGCAAUUGGCUUCAGGGUAUCCGCAAAAAACCAUAUUUGAUUCGGUUCACGAGAAUGACAUGAACUUUGGUGUUUACUUUCAAAACAUACCCACCACUAUGUUCUAUAGAAAUAUGAGGAAACUGAAGUACAUUUCUAAGUUUCAUCAGUAUGAUUUGAAGUUUAAGAAAGAUGCCAGGAAGGGGAAGCUCCCAAGUUUAACUGUGAUUGAGCCGGCCUAUUUUGAUCUAACGGGAAUGCCUGCAAAUGAUGAUCACCCUUCUCAUGAUGUUGCCAAUGGGCAAAAACUAAUUAAGGAGGUCUAUGAGACACUGAGAGCAAGUCCUCAGUGGAAUGAGACCCUUUUGGUCAUCACCUAUGAUGAACAUGGUGGAUUUUUUGAUCAUGUCAAGACUCCUUAUGUUAAUGUUCCUAACCCAGAUGGGAACAGUGGCCCUGCUCCAUAUUUCUUCAAGUUUGAUCGGCUUGGGGUUCGUGUACCGACAAUUAUGGUCUCUCCAUGGAUUAAGAAAGGGACUGUAAUGAGUGGUCCGCAAGGACCUACACCAAACUCUGAGUUUGAGCAUUCUUCAAUCCCUGCCACCAUAAAGAAGAUGUUCAACCUCUCCUCUAACUUCUUAACUCACAGAGAUGCAUGGGCCGGCACAUUUGAGCAUGUUGUUGGGCAAUUGACUUCUCCCAGGACUGACUGCCCAGAGACCUUGCCAGAUGUGGUGCCUUUGAGGAGCACAGAGGCGAAAGAAGAUGCCGGUUUAUCCGAGUUUCAGGGCGAGGUAGUCCAAUUAGCCGGUGUACUUAAUGGUGACCACUUCUUGAGCAGCUUCCCUGAUGAAAUGAGCAAGAAGAUGAGUGUGAAGCAAGCUCACGGGUACGUAAAAGGUGCUGUUUCAAGGUUCAUUAGAGCAAGCAAAGAGGCCAUCAAAUUGGGAGCAGACCAGUCAGCAAUUGUAGAUAUGAGAUCCUCCCUCACAACAAGAAGAAUCAAGGCAGUCAACAAGUUCAAAUUUAAUGCUCUUGGCAUUGCUUUCAAGGAUCCUGCUUUGACCAAAGUGAGGGGCUGA
Molecule: messenger RNA, 1653 nt
Organism: Prunus armeniaca (apricot)
Lineage: Eukaryota; Viridiplantae; Streptophyta; Magnoliopsida; Rosales; Rosaceae
Source: the annotation of a GenBank genome assembly